Messenger RNA from Portunus trituberculatus (swimming crab), 6551 nucleotides. It is a transcript of the gene RpII215, whose product is annotated as DNA-directed RNA polymerase II subunit RPB1-like. The transcript has 14 exons. NCBI's taxonomy places the organism in Eukaryota, Metazoa, Arthropoda, Malacostraca, Decapoda, Portunidae. Gene Ontology annotation, cellular component: RNA polymerase II, core complex. Bases 167 to 5917 code for a protein of 1916 amino acids. Gene Ontology annotation, biological process: transcription by RNA polymerase II. The record is from RefSeq and is a predicted model, not a curated record. Gene Ontology annotation, molecular function: DNA binding.
UACAAUAUUCUUAUUUAGAAAGACGUUACAUUUGUUGCAAUAAGUGUGCGCAUGUCGCGUGUCACUUUUUACGUUGUUGUCAGUGCGGCCUCAAGGCUGGCGAUGAAGACAUCUUGGCGGGUACUAUAUUUACUGUUAGUGAAGAGAGUGAGCCACUAACAACACAAUGGCAGCGAUGGAAAGCAAAGCACCGCUGCGGACCGCCCGUAGGGUGCAGUUUGGUAUCCUCAGUCCAGAUGAGAUAAGGCGAAUGUCUGCCACAGAAGGAGGAAUCAAGUACUCAGAAGUAUAUGAAAAUGGCCGACCCAAGCUAGGAGGGCUGAUGGAUCCUCGACAAGGGUGUAUAGACCGGAACACCCGCUGCACCACAUGUGCUGGCAACAUGACAGACUGCCCAGGACAUUUUGGUCAUCUGGACCUUGCCAAACCUGUGUUCCAUGUUGGCUUUCUUACCAAAACUAUGAAGAUCUUGAGAUGUGUGUGCUUCUACUGCAGUAAAUUGCUCUUCAAUGCUCAAUACCCCAAGAUUCGUGAAAUCGUGACCAAAUCAAAGGGUCAACCCAGAAAGCGUCUACAGCAUGUGUACAAUCUGUGUAAGGGGAAGAUGAUCUGUGAGGGUGGAGAUGAGAUUGAUGUGAACAAGGAAGCUGAGGAUCCUUCAAUAGCAAAGAAAGGUGGAGGUCAUGGUGGCUGUGGUCGGUACCAGCCAAAUAUCAAGCGUUUGGGUCUGGAGCUGAUCGCUGAGUGGAAGCAUGUCAAUGAAGACACACAGGAGCGUAAGCAGAUCCUCACUGCUGAGCGUGUCUUUGAAAUCUUCAAGCACAUCUCAGAUGAGGAAUGCUACCUGCUGGGCAUGGAUCCCAAGUAUGCCCGUCCAGACUGGAUGAUCUUGACUGUUCUGCCAGUACCUCCGCUGCCUGUGCGCCCAGCUGUGGUGAUGCAUGGCUCAGCCCGUAACCAGGAUGAUCUCACGCACAAGCUGGCUGAUAUCAUCAAGGCUAAUAAUGAGCUUAUUCGUAAUGAACAGGCUGGUGCUGCUGCUCAUAUCAUUGUUGAGAAUCUGAAGAUGCUGCAGUUCCAUGUAGCCACACUGACAGACAAUGAUAUGCCUGGAAUGCCAAGAGCACUGCAGAAGUCUGGCAGACCCUUAAAGGCUAUCAAAGCCCGGCUGAAGGGAAAAGAAGGCAGGAUUCGUGGUAACCUUAUGGGAAAGCGUGUUGACUUUUCUGCACGUACUGUCAUCACAGCUGAUCCUAACCUGCGCAUUGACCAGGUUGGGGUGCCACGCUCCAUUGCCCAAAAUCUUACCUACCCAGAGAUUGUAACACCUUUCAAUAUGACAAAAAUGAUGGAAUUAGUAAAGCGUGGUAACAACCAGUAUCCUGGUGCUAAGUACAUUGUACGUGACAAUGGGGCACGUAUUGAUCUGCGUUAUCACCCUAAGCCAUCAGAUCUUCAUCUGCAGUGUGGAUACAAAGUGGAACGACACAUCACUGACGGAGACCUUGUCAUUUUCAACCGUCAACCCACACUGCAUAAAAUGUCCAUGAUGGGCCACAGGGUUAAGGUUCUGCCAUGGUCAACAUUCCGCAUGAACCUGUCUGUAACAUCACCCUACAAUGCUGACUUUGAUGGAGACGAAAUGAACCUUCACGUGCCACAGAGCAUGGAGACGAGGGCAGAAAUUGAGAACCUUCACGUAACACCUCGCAUGAUCAUCACUCCUCAAGCCAACAAGCCUGUCAUGGGUAUUGUGCAGGACACUCUUACUGCUGUCAGAAAAAUGACUAAGAGGGAUGUGUUUUUGGAAAAGUCUGAAAUGAUGAACUUGCUGAUGUUCCUGCCCAUCUGGGAUGGUCGUAUGCCUCAACCAGCCAUCCUGAAACCCAAGCCUUUGUGGACAGGAAAGCAACUCUUCUCUCUUAUCAUUCCUGGAAACCUUAACCUUGUCAAAACUCAUUCUACUCACCCUGAUGAUGAAGAUGAUGGGCCUUAUGAAUGGAUAUCUCCUGGUGACACAAAGGUGCUUGUAGAGCAUGGCGAGCUGAUCAUGGGUAUCUUGUGCAAGAGGACCCUUGGAGCUUCAUCUGGAUCUAUGUUGCACGUUGCUUGGAUGGAAUUAGGACAUGAAAUUGCUGGCAGAUUCUAUGGUAACAUUCAGACUGUAGUCAAUAAUUGGCUGCUAUUGGAAGGCAUGAGCAUUGGUAUUGGUGACACCAUUUCUGAUCCUGCUACUUACAAGGUUAUCCAGGAGACCAUUCGCAAGGCCAAGGAAGACGUGAUAGAGGUGAUCCACAAGGCUCAUAAUGAUGAGCUAGAGCCUACACCAGGUAACACCUUGAGGCAGACCUUCGAGAACCAGGUGAAUCGCAUAUUGAACGAUGCUCGAGACAAGACUGGUGGAUCUGCUAAGAAGUCACUGACUGAGUACAACAAUCUGAAGGCUAUGGUGGUGUCAGGGUCAAAGGGAUCCAACAUUAAUAUCUCUCAGGUUAUUGCCUGUGUGGGACAACAAAACGUAGAAGGUAAACGUAUUCCCUUUGGCUUCAGAAAAAGGACACUCCCUCACUUCAUUAAGGAUGAUUAUGGUCCCGAAUCCAGAGGCUUUGUAGAAAACUCCUACCUUGCCGGAUUGACACCCUCAGAGUUCUAUUUCCAUGCCAUGGGAGGUCGAGAGGGUCUCAUUGAUACUGCUGUGAAGACUGCAGAAACAGGUUACAUCCAGCGACGACUGAUCAAGGCUAUGGAAAGCGUGAUGGUAAACUACGAUGGGACCGUGAGGAACAGUGUGAGUCAGGUUAUUCAGCUGAGGUAUGGAGAGGAUGGUCUGGCUGGUGAGUAUGUGGAGUUCCAGAAGAUGCCCACUGUCAAGCAGUCUAACCGACGGUUUGAGGAGAACUACCGCUUUGACGUUACAAAUGAGAGGUAUCUCCGUAGGCUGUUUAAUGAAGAUGUUGUCAGAGAACUGAUUGGAUCACCUGAAGCCAUCAGCAUUUUGGAAGGGGAAUGGCAGAAACUUCAGGAGGACAGAAUUGGACUUCGACAAGUUUUUACCAAAGGAGACACAAAGGUGGUACUUCCUUGUAACUUAGAACGAAUGAUUUGGAAUGUGCAGAAGAUCUUCCACAUCAACAAACGCACCCCCACAGACUUGUCUCCUGUGAGAGUGGUAGAGGGAGUGAGGGAGAUGUUAACCAAGUGCAACAUUGUGACUGGAGAAGACAGAAUCAGUUUACAGGCCAAUGAAAAUGCCACAUUCUGUUUCCAGUGUUUAGUACGAUCAACAUUGUGCACUAAGAAAGUUGCUGAAGAUUACAAGCUCACUACAGAGUCCUUUAACUGGCUUGUUGGUGAAAUUGAAACAAGAUUCCAUCAAGCAAUUGCUGCUCCUGGAGAAAUGGUGGGUGCCCUGGCUGCCCAGUCUCUUGGUGAACCAGCCACUCAGAUGACACUGAACACUUUCCAUUUUGCUGGUGUGUCAUCCAAGAAUGUAACACUUGGUGUGCCCAGGCUUAAGGAAAUUAUCAACAUUAGUAAGAAGCCCAAAGCUCCUUCCCUCACUGUGUUCUUGGUGGGUGCCUCAGCUAGGGAUGCUGAGAAAGCAAAGAAUGUGCUGUGCCGCCUUGAACAUACCACUCUGCGCAAGGUGACAUCAAACACAGCUAUCUACUACGAUCCAGAUCCUCAGAACACUUGCAUUACUGAGGAUCAGGAGUUUGUCAAUGUGUACUAUGAGAUGCCUGACUUUGACGUGUCCAGGAUAUCACCAUGGCUCCUCCGUAUUGAAUUGGAUAGGAAAAAGAUGACAGACAAGAAAUUGACCAUGGAACAGAUUUCACAGAAGAUCAAUUCUGGAUUUGGAGAUGACUUAAACUGCAUCUUUAAUGACGACAAUGCAGAGAAACUUGUGCUUCGAAUUCGUAUCAUUGUGGGUGAUGACAAGCUGGGAGACGAUGCUGAGGAACAGGUUGACAAAAUGGAGGAUGACACCUUCCUGCGAUGUAUUGAGGCCAACAUGUUGAAUGACUUGACCCUGCAGGGUAUUGAAGCCAUCACCAAAGUUUACAUGCACUUGCCACAAACUGAUGAAAAGAAACGUAUCAUCAUUAAUGACCAGGGAGAAUUUAAAGCCAUUGCUGAGUGGCUGCUGGAAACUGAUGGCACUGCCCUCAUGAAGGUCCUUUCUGAAAGGGAUGUAGACCCAGUGCGAACUACGUCCAAUGACAUCCUGGAAGUGUUUGAAGUACUGGGCAUUGAGGCUGUCAGGAAAUGUAUUGAAAAGGAAAUGAAUGCUGUGUUGAUGUUCUACGGUCUCUACGUGAACUACCGACACCUUGCCCUGCUGUGUGACGUGAUGACUAGCAAGGGUCAUCUCAUGGCCAUCACCCGCCACGGCAUCAAUAGGCAGGACACAGGAGCUCUCAUGAAGUGUUCCUUUGAGGAAUCUGUAGAUGUGUUGAUGGAGGCUGCUUCCUGUGCUGAGGUGGAUCCUAUCAGAGGUGUGUCUGAAAACAUUAUGCUGGGACAGCUACCAAAGAUUGGCACUGGUUCAUUUGAUUUGGUGCUAGAUGAUGCCAAGUGCAAGUUGGGUAUGGAAAUCCCUAUGCCUGGCUCUGGCAUGAUGAUGGGUGGUGGCAUCUUUGGUGCUGCAUCCCCACCAUCUGGCAUGACUCCUGCCCAGACUCCUUGGGCCUCAGGUGCCACACCUUCCAUGUCACCCUAUGGUGCUUGGACACCUGGUGUUGGCAGUGGCAUGACCCCUGGUGGACCAUCCUUCUCGCCUGCUGCUGCCAGUGAAACCACAGGAUUGUCACCAGGCUAUUCACCUGCCUGGUCUCCUCAGCCUGGCAGUCCUGGAUCCCCUGGAGGCGUUAGCCCUUACUACCCAAGUCCUGCCCCUCUGUCUCCUUCAUAUUCACCAUCUUCACCUGCUUAUCAGCCUACUUCCCCUACAAUGACACCAGCCUCUCCUGGAUACUCUCCAACAUCACCAACAUACAGUCCCACCAGUCCUCAGUACUCCCCAACAUCACCACAGUAUUCCCCUACCAGUCCUUCUUAUUCACCCACUUCUCCAUCAUAUAGUCCCACCUCCCCAUCAUACUCCCCAACCUCACCCUCCUACUCCCCAACCUCACCCUCCUACAGCCCCACCUCACCUUCAUACUCUCCCACUUCUCCAUCGUAUUCACCAACCUCACCUUCUUACUCCCCUACCAGUCCUUCUUAUUCUCCAACUUCUCCCAGCUACAGCCCCACUUCCCCAUCCUACUCCCCAACAUCACCAUCCUACUCCCCAACAUCACCAUCUUAUUCACCAACCAGCCCCUCAUAUUCCCCAACUUCACCCAGCUAUGCUCCCAAUUACUCUCCAUCAUCACCAGGUUACUCCCCAACAAGUCCCUCUUACUCCCCAACCAGUCCUUCUUAUUCACCCACAUCCCCUCAAUAUUCCCCUGCCUCCCCAUCUUACUCUCCAUCUUCUCCCAAAUACUCCCCCACAAGUCCCAACUACUCUCCUACAAGCCCUACUUAUUCACCAGGAUCACCAUCUUACUCCCCCACCUCACCUAAAUACUCCCCAACCAGUCCCACUUACUCCCCAACCUCACCAUCAUACUCCCCAUCCUCCCCAAAAUAUUCCCCAACUUCACCCAAUUACUCUCCCUCUUCACCCAAGUACUCCCCUACUUCCCCAACCUAUAGUCCGUCCAGUCCCCAAUACAGCCCAUCCAGCCCCAAAUACUCCCCUACCUCUCCAACAUACAGCCCCAGCAGUCCCAAGUAUUCCCCAACCAGCCCCACCUACAGUCCAACCACACCUGGCUACAGUCCCACCUCCCCUCUUUACUCUCCGAGCUACGAGGAGGAGGAGGAAGAGCAACGCCGCAAGCAGAAAAAGAAGUCCAAGCGUUAAACUGUUCUCAACGCCACACAAGUGGGUCCAUCUCUUUGAUGUACACAGAGUUAUCAUCUAUCACAGAAGCAAGCAGAUCACAUCAUAUCUUUGUAGUCUUGCAUUCUGUUUGCUUCUGUGUGGUCCUUUAUUUUUGCACUUUUCCCUCACCGUAUGUGAUAAUUGUAAAAGUGUAUCUCAGUAUGUAUUUGUUCACUAGGUAGCAUGUUUCUUAUAAUGCUCUUAGUUUUACAGAUAUUUUGUCACAAUGUGGUUUACAUGAAUUUGCAUAAAUAGGUGGGCCUUUGGUGGUUUUGGGGUAUUGUGCAGUACUAUGGUAUAUUAUAUAUUUGCUUUCUUUACAAAAUAUUUUGUCAUUUAUAAAAGCAAAAAUUUCAUUCUAUGCCUGGGUAUACUUGUAGGUGGUAUUCAUAUUGUAUGUUAGUCUUCAUGGUUUUCCCAUAAUUUUUCUACACAAUAAUUGUGCAGCUGUGUUGGACAUCUCAUAAUUCUGUUCAUAAUUUCAAAGGCACAUACAGUACAUAUAUCUCCAAUAAACUUUAUAAUGUAUAUUUAUAUUUUAAGAUACCUUUAGAUCCUAAUUAGAUUUUAAGUAAAAAUGUUAGAUGCAUAUUAAAAUAAAGAAAAUCAAAGA